AUGGCUGGUUGGAGGAGCGGCCUACGUAUCUUGAGGCCCUGCCAGGCAGUGUUGGGUAUCAUCCUGCUCUGGCGCACAGCGCCCACCUUCACCACCGGAAGCAGCACCUUGGCUCCCGCCCGCACGCUGCAGCGGGCGGCUGAAUCUUCGGCGUCUUCGGGCGCCAGCGCCACGUUCAAACCUCCGGGGAUGGACGGGUGGCAAGUCAAGGUAGCGCAUGCAGUGGAUGUGCUACAUGAUGACGUGCCCGAGAUGUUUUUGAGCUACGGUGGUAUGGGCGGCCACAUGCCAGACUUUUCCAUCUACAGUGAUGAGAUUCAAUUUGUGGAUGAACGGGCACCGGGCAUGGUGAUGCGAGGCUUGCCAAUGUACAAGCGUUUCCUAUCAGCCUUGCGGUGGUCCCUCCGUUCGAUGUUUGAGGAGAGCAAAUUGGAGGUUACUUCAAUGGGUCGCACUUUGGUCAACAGUCAACUUUCAGUUCGAUGGCGCCUACAUCUCUGGCCCAAAGGACUGAUGAAUGUGGCACUGGAGAUGCUUUCACCAUCUCUGAAGAGCUGGGGUUUGCACCAGAACGUGCAUCAUGAGUGGGAAGCGCCCUUCAUUGUGGAAGGGUAUUCAAACUACGAGUUUGAUCCAUGGACUGCGGAGGUGACGCGCCACUCCGUAGACAUCAAGAAUCCGCCACUCUUCAUCACCGACCUUUUGAAGCAGUAUUCCACCUCAGAGAUCCAUGCGGUGCCAUAUGGGCGCCUUAGCGUUCCCUAUGGCAUGCAGGGUCUCAGUCUACGUGGUUCCAGCAAAGGCUUUCAAUUUGCAGGAGCCACCCUGGGCCAGCCAGUGACGCCGGAGGCGCCGGCGGUGACGCGGCAGGCGGGGAGCAAUUGGCCCGUGCCCGAAAGCUGCGAAGAUGACUUCGAUUGCAACGGUGGUCGAGCAAAUUUCCCCCUGCAGUGCUGCGAGCUGCCACUGCUUGGGAAGUUCUGCUGUAAGCCACCUGAUGGAGACCCCUCGCCAGACACCAAAGAUCCUGCGUGGCUGCCGCUGCCGGUGCCCAGCAAUGAUCGGUGA
Messenger RNA from Cladocopium goreaui, 1068 nucleotides. The record is from the annotation of a GenBank genome assembly. Lineage: Eukaryota; Dinophyceae; Suessiales; Symbiodiniaceae.